UUAUUUUGGGUUGCGGAACAGGAUGUGACCCAAGAUUCUCCCCAAAUAAAUAGGCAAUGACUCAAACUCAACAUAAAGUGACCUGUAAAUGCCCUAAAAUGAACAAAAAGUGACCUGUAAGCGCCCCGACGAUAUAUAGAUUCGCUGCAAGAGCAUAUCGAUAACCUUUUGGGAUAUAACGUAUCACGAUAUGUCAUUUUACAUGAAUUAUUUUGUAUUCAAUAAUCAAAUACAUGUACUGUAUUUUAUCAUGAGGUCGUAUUGUAUUUUAAUCCGCGGAACCAAAGUUCGUGUCGUGUUUCUACGGAUGUAUUUACCACCCGUUCAGUUUCCAAGCUUCUUCCUGUGGUAGUGACUAUGUUUGUUUGAUGAGUUGAGAGGUUUCAAUCGGAAAUGUGGUCCUUUUUUGCCAGGGAUCCCGUUAAAGACUUCGCUUAUGAAAUUAUUCCCGACAGCCAAGAGAAGUCUGGAAUAUGGUCGUUACACAAAGGGAAACGAAAGUCCAAUGGAGAUCCGGUGUCGGUGUUCGUGCACGAGGUGGUUCAAGGAUUGGAGCAGCAGACUCAGCUGGCAAAGGCGGCCUUCAAGCGUAUGAAAACCCUUCGCCACCCCAACAUCUUGGCAUAUGUUGAUGGCUUGGAGACGGAGAAGAGCCUUUACCUGGUAACUGAACCAGUGACUCCCCUGGCCGUUCACUUGAAGGGAAAUCCUGGUGAACUUGAGGUCUCCUGGGGUCUGCACCAGAUAGUGAAAGCUCUAAGUUUCCUGGUGAAUGAUUGUCACUUGCUCCAUAACAACCUGGGCCUCUGGGCCAUCUUUGUUGAUCGAGCAGGAGAGUGGAAGCUGGGGGCCCUAGACCAUGUUGCCCCAGAACAGGGUGACCCAAGCGGGGCCCAGCUUCCUGAUCCGAAGGCCGUUUACCCAGAUAUGGAAAAGUACGACCCACCAGAGAUGCCCAAUAGCAGUGGGGAGAAAUGGGGUGCGGAGGUGUGGCGGUUAGGCUGUCUCAUCUGGGAAGUGUUUAAUGGGCCACUCGGCAGAACAGCUUCACUUCGUUCACUAGGAAAGAUCCCCAAGGCCCUGGUUCCUCACUACUGCGAGCUGGUGGCUGCUAACCCGCGAGCUCGCCCCAAUCCAGCCCGUUUCCUCCAGAACUGCCGAAGUCCCGGAGGGUUCCUCAGUAACAGCUUUGUCGAGAGCAACCUGUUCCUAGAGGAAAUCCAGAUCAAGGAGCCGGCCGAGAAGCAGCAAUUCUUCCAGGAUCUGAGUGACAACCUGGACUCUUUCCCGGAAGACUUCUGUAAACACAAGGUCCUGCCUCAACUGCUAACUGCAUUUGAGUUUGGGAAUGCUGGGGCUGUGGUCCUCACGCCUCUUUUCAAGGUGGGGAAGUUUCUAUCUGCAGAAGAAUACCAGCAGAAGAUCAUCCCAGUCAUCGUGAAGAUGUUUUCAUCCACAGACCGGGCCAUGAGGAUACGACUGCUCCAGCAGAUGGAGCAGUUCAUUCAGUAUCUUAACGAAGCAGCAGUGAAUUCACAGAUUUUCCCUCAUGUGGUUCACGGCUUUACUGAUACCAACCCAGCCAUCAGAGAGCAGACAGUUAAGUCUAUGUUGCUGCUGGCUCCCAAACUGAACGAGGCCAACUUAAACCAGGAGCUCAUGCGCCACUUUGCUAGACUGCAGGCCAGGGAUGAGCAGGGGCCAAUCCGAUGCAACACCACUGUCUGCCUGGGAAAGAUCGCUUCCUACCUCAAUGCUGGGACCAGGCAGAGAGUUCUGAUAUCUGCCUUCUCACGAGCCACAAAGGACCCCUUCGCAGCGUCGCGUUCUGCUGGCGUACUCGGCUUCGCCGCAACACACAACUACUACAACCUCACAGAGAUUGCUGCACGUAUUUUGCCUACGCUCUGUGCUAUCACUGUCGAUCCCGACAAGAGCGUCAGGGAGCAGACAUUCAAAGCCAUCAAAAGUUUUAUCUCCAAACUGGAAGCAGUUUCAGAAGAUCCCACCAAGCUUGCAGAGAUAGAAAAGGAUGUUGGGUCAUGUGCUCAACCACCCAGCACCUCUUCCGGCUGGACCGGCUGGGCUGUGACCGGUAUGUCCUCGCUGACGUCCAAAUUGAUUCGCAACACGCCAGGGACCGUGGCGGGUGGAGCAGCUGAGAGUGGCGGGAUUUCAAACGCGUCCAGCGUGGCUCCAGGCAGCACUGAUGAAGCUCCCGAAAAAGGUCCACACAACUCCCUGACAUAUAGUUCUACUGCUCCAAGCCCUGCGAAUCACUCGCAGACUCCUGAAGGGACAGAAAAUGAUGAGGAGCCAGGAGAUCGCUGGGAUGACGAAGAGGAUUGGGGGAGUUUAGAGGAUUCAGAGAGAGGGCGGUCUGAAAAGGAUGACUGGAAUACUGACUGGUCAGGCACAACAUCAUCCAAAAAGAACACCGGUGAACAAGGAGUGGGAAGGUCGUUAUCCACCAUGGCGGUAAAAAAGCAGAGCUCAGACUGGAGUAGCUCAGGCUGGGACGCUGACGACAGCUGGUCGAAUGAAAAAGAGGGCCAGGGCCAGAGUUCCGCCGGCGAGGAGGGCUGGGGCAACGAAUGGGCCGAGGACGAGACAGACGUGGUCAGCGGACAACUGCCCGAGGGGGUCCGCUUGGCUAGCGAGUACAACUGGGACAGCAAAGGUGCCAGUCAGAGCGACCUCUUCGCUUGUGUCGCACAGAGAAACACGGUGGCUCUCACGCCUGCAGGUGGCUGGGGUACAGAGGCAACAGGAGAUUGGGGUACUGAAGACAGUUGGGAGGCAUUGGACGGAAAUCAAGGUCUGAGCAAGGCCGAGCUGUCCAAAAAAAAACGAGAGGAGAGAAGGAAAGAGCUGGAGGCCAAACGGGCAGAACGCAAGGCAGCCAAAGGUCCACUCAAACUGGGUGCACGCAAACUUGACUGAUGAUGCGUUUCACGAGAGUUAUGGACCAGGACCUGCAUUUGACUGAACAAGGGCCACAAGACGGAGGCUCCUCUUUGCACGUAAAGCUCAAAGGUCAAACUGUCACUCACUUGGUCAACAUAGCUUUGAAUUAUUUGUGGAUCAUCCCACAGAAAUAUGAGGUUGCCUGACAUUGUAAUAUUGUGGAUGGUUGAAUGGGAAGAAAAGCUUAAAAAAGCAGCAGGCAUCGGUGAAACAAUCUUCCCAUGUGCUCUUAAUAAAAAAGAGUUGUAAACUAAAUGUAUAUAAAAUGGAGCAUCUCAUCGUAUAAUGACACUUUUUCAAACUGAAAAACUAUAUAUGACCGAGUUUAUGAAUUUUAAGUAAGCUCACAAACACACUGUACAGUUUUAUUCAGUCAAUGCAUGCACUUUGACCAAUAAUAAUUUCAGGAACACUGGAACCGAGGUAAUUUGACAGGGUACCGUACAAGUACAGUCCUGAUUAGUGGAGAGUUGUGUCAAACGGAUUCCUUGCCCUUAACUAAAGCACAGAAAGAAGGUUACAAAUGUGUGUUUCUCCUAGAAAUUAUACAAUUCUGGAUUUUCUCCCUUUUAAAAAAAAAAAUGGAGCCUUAUAUUUUCAGCGCACCCAAUGUGCUGGUUCUGUUCCUUAGUAACGGAGAUCUGAUUGUCUUUUACUUUUUUGUGCUCUCUUACUUUGACGAUUGGCUCGCAUUCCAAUUUUGAAUACAACGGAACGCUGUCAGAUUUCAUGUUGCCUUUUGAUUUUUACAUUUGUAAAAAAAAAAAAAACAUCAGCUGGAUUUAGUGCCAGUAUGAUGUUGCUGCUGGGACCAUAAAUAUCAUACAUUAGAGGGAUUGACUGGUUAGAAGAAAUAAAAAAGGAGAUUCCAAGUCAUGUAGCAUGUGGCCUUUUCUGAAAUCAAUAUAUCAAUGCCUCAAAGUGUUCCGGUCAAGACAUUGUGUCAAAUCUUGAUAUAUAAAAUAAAAUCUUUAAAAAAAACAAAUGGAACCCAAAUUUGUCAUUAGAGUGUGGGGUUGAUGAGUUUGCACUGAACUUAUGUACAACACAAAAAAAAUGCCUUAACUGGCCAGUCAUGCACCAAUUGCACUUUUUGUUGUUCGACAUUUCUUUAGAUCUACUAGAAUCAUCAUUCUUACUUUGAUUUAUUUACUGUCGGUAUUCGUAAACAUGUCUGAAUGUGACAACUGAACUCGUCACAAUCCACCAUUUUAAACUCAUUUUUGGAAUUCUAAUUCAAAAAGUGAAAACUUAGAAAACAAUUUACAUGUAUGAGAAAGUAUGAAUAAAAAUGUUUUUUUCCUUAACUCUUUGGCUGUCAUAGGGCAACAGAUGUCCGUGGAUUGGACAUCCAUCAUCGUCAAUCACAGCCAUCUAGUUAAUGGCAAAAUUGUCAACACAGGGAAUUCACAAAAUAAACAUGUGCUUAUUUUUUGCUUUAUUCACAUAGCCAUAAAUCACAGUAAUUUUCCAAAGGGCUUCACAGCAAAUACCUUGAGGAAAAUAAGUACCGUAUUUUCCGCACUAUAAGGCGCACCUUCAAUGAAUGACAUAUUUUAAAACUUUUUCCAUUUAUAAGGUGCACCGCAUUAUAAGGCGCAUAGAAUAAACGCUAUCGUAGAGGCUGGGGUUAUUUUAUCCAUCCAUUGGACAGUGCUACGUUAAAGGGAACGUCGUCAAAACAGCAACACAACAGUAAGGUAAAACAUGUAGUGUAACUUAUCACAUAGCGGAGGAGAACCUUUUUCUUUUCCACAGUCACACUUUUUGUAAUGUAUGCACUGUAUUUGACCAGAGCAUUUAUAAGUGUUAUUUGUGGUUUUCUUAUUAUAAUGGUGCAAUUUAUUAAGCCCGUUUUUGUUAGCAAAUUUGCAUAAAUCUGUCAAAAAAAACAACUUUCGGCUCAAUAUUGAUUCAUAUGUGAGGCGCGCCGGAUUAUAAGGGGCACUGUCGGCUUGUGGGUGCGCCAUAUAGUGUGGAAAAUACGGCAUUUGGAUGCCCUGCGAUUUUUCAAGUUCUCAGACUUAGAAUUGAUGGGCGGGUUUGAAACUUUAAUGGUAGGUUCUUGUCCACUGUGAGAGACAAUCUUAAAAAUAAAAAAACCUGAAAUCAAAGUGGAUGAUUUUUUUCAUAAAUAAUUUCUUUGCAAAUCAUGGUGGAAAAUAAAUAUUAGGUCAAUACCAAAAGUUCAUCUCAAUACUUUGUUAUCUACCCUUUGUUGGCAAUAACGGAGGCCAAACGUUUUCUGUAACUCUUCACAAGCUUUUCACAUACUGUUGCUGGUAUUUUGGCCCACUACUCCAUGCAGAUCUCCUCUAGAGCAGUGAUGUUUUGGGGCUGUCGUUGGGCAACACGGACUUUCAACUCCCUCCACAGAUUUUAUAUGGGGUUGAGAUCUGGAGACUGGCUAGGCCACUCCAGGACCUUAAAAUGCUUCUUACUAAGCCACUCUGUUGGCCUGGCUGUGUGUUUGGGAUCAUUGUCAUGCUGAAAGACCCAGCCAGUUCUCAUCUUCAAUGCCCUUGCUGAUGGUAGGAGAUUUUCACUCAAAAUCUCUCAUACAUGGCCCCAUUCAUUCUUUCCUUUACACAGAUCAGUCAUCCUGAUCCCUUUGCAGAAAAACAGCCCCAAAGCAUGAUGUUUCCACCCCCAUGCUUCACAGUGGGUAUGGUGUUCUUCGGAUGCAAUUCAGUAUUCUUUCUCCUCCAGCUCUCUAGCCUGGACGUGUACUGGCUUCAGCAGGGGGACACGUCUGGCAGUGCAGGAUUUGAGUCCCUGGCGGUGCAUUGUAUUACUGAUAGUAGCCUUUGUUACUGUGGUCCCAGCACUCUGUAGGUCAUUCACUAGGUCCCCCCGUGUGGUUCUGGGAUUUUUGCUCACCGUACUUGUUAUCAUUUUGACGCCACGAGGUGAGAUCUUGCAUGGAGCCCCAGAUCGAGGUAGAUUAUCAGUGGUCUUGUUUAUUGUCCAUUUUCUAAUAAUUGCUCCCACAGUACAUUUCUUUACACCAAGCGUUUUACCUAUUGCAGAUUCAGUCUUCCCACCCUGGUGCAGGUCUACAAUGUUGUCUCUGGUGUACUUCGACAGCUCUUUGGUCUUGGCCAUAGUGGAGUUUGGAGUGUGACUGAGUGAGGUUGUGGACAGGUGUCUUUUAUACUGAUAAUGAGUUAAAACAGGUGCCAUUAAUAAAGGUAACGAGAGGAGCCUCAUUAGAGGAAGUUAGACCUCUUUGACAGCCAGAUAGCUUGCUUGUUUGUUGGUGACCAAAUACUUAUUUUUCAAUCUAAUUUGGAAAUAAAUUCUUUAAAAAUCAAACAAUGUGAUUGUCUGUUUUUUCUCUCCACAUUCUGUCUCUCGUGGUUGAGGUUUACCCAGGUUGACAAUUAAAGGCCUCUCUAAUCUCUUCAAGUAGGAGAACUUGCACAAUUGGUGGUUGACUAAAUACUUAUUUGCCCCCCUGUAAGUGUUUGAACACCUGAGGAAAUCAAUGUUAAUAAUGUGGGACAGUCGCCUUUGAUUACAAUUACAUAGGUCAAACGUUUCCUGUAACUUUUCACCAGGUUUGCACAGCCUGCAGGAAGGAUUUUGUACCACUGCUCCACACAAAUCCUUUCUAGAUCAAUCAGGUUUCUGAGCUUUCACUGAGGAAUACGGAGUUUGAGCCUCCUCCAAAGAUUUUCUAUUGGGUUUGGGUCUGGAGACCGGCUAGGCCCCUCCAGAACCUUGAUAUGCUUUUUACGAAGCCACUCCUUGGUAAUUCUGGCUGUCUGCUUCAGGCCAUUGUCAUGUUGGAAGACCCAGUCAUGACCCAUUUUCAAUGCUCUAACUGAGGGAAAGAGGUGAUUCUCCAAAAUCUCACAGUACAUGUCCCUGGUCAUCCUUUCCUUAAUACAGUGCAGUCGUCCAGACCCAUGUGCAGAAAAACACCCCUAAAGAAACAUAUGAUGCUACCACACCCAUGCUUCACAGUAGGAAUGGGGUUCUUGGAUGGUACUCAUCAUUCUUCUUCCCUCAAACACUAUGAGUGGAAUUAAGACCAAAAAGUUCAAUUUUAAGGUAUUACAGUGCAUCUCAAUUAUUUUCUGUUACGCCCCCCCCAAGCAAGACGUAAAUGUUUCGCGCCCCCCCCAAACUCUCUGCCGCCACUGUAAAUAGUAUUGUCUAUAAAAUUACUAUUAUAAAUACGCAUCUGCCUAACAUUGUGUCCUUUUUUUCUAAUAAAGAAAAAAGUAACAUAGAUCAACUUAUAAUAAAGUAUAACUUUAUUGACAUUGUUUUGUUUGUAACAGAGAAGACUUGACGUGCAUCAAUUUGCCUGAAUUUGAAAAAAAAAAAAAAAAAGUCACAUUCAAACUGUAAAAAUACACUCAAGGUACAUUUUUGACCAUUUGAUACAGAAAAAUAAAAUGUAAUAAAAUCCAUAAAUGAUAACAAAUUCAAAUUGAUUAGAAACAUUCACUCAUGAGGACAAUAUGCCAAAAAAUUUGACCGAAAAAACAAAAAUGAAUAAAGGAAAAAAAGAGUGUCCGUGGACAGAAGGACAGUUUUUAUUUUUGCUGCUCACACUCAGUAUUACCUCCUUUGCAAUGGUGUGGAGUCAUUUUGCAAUGAGCAUGCUAACAAUGCUCACUGGUUUACUGAUAUAACACUGACAAAGCAGGACGAUUGUUGGCAAUAUUCGGCACGUUUUCGCUGAAAAACAGUCAAGCGGCUUAUCAAUGAGAUUGGGGUCGAAUGUCUUUAAGUGGCGUCUUAAUUGAUUUGGCUUCUGGCAUUCCGCUAUAAUUAUUUUUAGACACAGUAAACAGUGGUCUUUCCUCAUCACCCACUGUAUUAAAAGUCAAAGCUAAAAGGCAAACGGCACGAAAAAAGCGCAUUCUCGGCGGCCGAGGUAGAACCGUAGGUGAGGGCGGUCGUCGUGACGAUCCCAAGCCGAAAAUGGCACUUCUCGAGCGGCGACGUGAGAACCGGACAACACAGUGGGUCGCUGCGUGAGUGAGUCCGGUCGGAAAACUGCUUUCGAAAACGGCGGUGGCACACUGCUCUUCAUAUGUUUUCUGUGUGUGCUGAGUGCUCUUCCUUAGUUUAAAAAUACUGCACGCACUCUGAAAAUGAGAGCGCCACUGCCACCCACUGAGUGGAUGUGCAAGUACACUUUAUUCCAGUACGGCCAAAAAAAAAAAAAAAAAAAAAAAAAAAGCAUGUUCCCCGAGGACACAUGCGCCCCCCCGGCAUCGCUCUGCCCCACUAUUUGAGAAGUACUGAGCUAAUAUGACUACAUGACUUUCUCCCAUGACUCCUCUAGAUCAUCCAAAUGGUCAUUGGCAAACAUAAAACGGGCCAGGACAUGUGCUGGUUUGAACUGGGGAACCUUCCGUUCAAUGCAUGUUUUUAAACCAUGACGUCAUGACGUCUACCUCCACUCCACUUUUUCGUUGGACUAUUUAAAGCCGACUAACGGGUCUUUGAGGCUCACAAUUCUAGCUAAUAGACAUGUGUUCAAAUACUUGUUUGCAGCCGUAUAAUACAAAUAAAUUGUUAAAAAAUCAUACACAGUGAUUUCUGUUUUUUUUUUCUUUAGAUUGUCUCUCACAGUGGACAAGUACGUACCAUGAAAAUUUAAAGCCAGUCCAUAAUUUCUAAGUGGGAGAACUUGCAAAAUCGCAGGGUGUUCAAAUACUUAUUUUCUUCACUUUAAGUGCUGAUGGAAUUUUUCCUGAGAUUGAAUUAACAGUGCUUCAUGAAUAGUCUUAACCAGUGGACCUCUGCUGAUAUUUAAUAAUUAUGGAGAAUAUCAGCGAUCGUAAAAAAACAUCUCCUUCGUACACGGUUUCCAUUCAUUCCUAUUAGGGACAAACUGUG
This is a messenger RNA of Corythoichthys intestinalis (scribbled pipefish), 8829 nucleotides long. RefSeq names its product SCY1-like, kinase-like 1 (gene scyl1). The coding region runs from base 394 to 2943 and encodes 849 amino acids. The transcript is spliced from 18 exons. Gene Ontology annotation, molecular function: protein kinase activity; ATP binding. The record is from RefSeq and is a predicted model, not a curated record. Gene Ontology annotation, biological process: protein phosphorylation. NCBI's taxonomy places the organism in Eukaryota, Metazoa, Chordata, Actinopteri, Syngnathiformes, Syngnathidae.